UCGAUCAGUGACAGCGAGAAAACAACAUUCCAAAAAGAUUAUUGACAAUCUGAAUGUAUGUUUAGUUUGUAUAGGCUUUUCGGAUACACCAAAAAAAUUCUACCAUCAGGGAAUAUCUACGUAAGGUUUAGUUUAACAAGAUUAUCAAGUGUAAAAUGUGUCUUUAAGCCGCUUAGAGAACGAAGAUUACGAGUCAUUGAAACAUUUGAUUGCCUGCACCGCAGCUACCGGUACUUUGAAGUUGUAGAACGGAAUUGCAUUUUGUGGCCCCCAUUUCUAUCCCUAUCUCGAAGUUUUUAACUGAGAGUCAACUCAGAGUUCACCCGCCAUAAAACUAUCUUGAGUGUCGAACAAAUUGCUGGAUGGCUAGUACUCAGUUCGUAGACAAUGUGCUUAGUUUGAUUGUAUUGAAGAAAGGUUUCUUGAAUGAAUAAAAACGGCUGAUUAUAUAUUUCCACCGUUGUGUGAAAUCUAGGAUUUUAUUCAACUUACGGGUGGGAAUUUCGUAAGUCCAUAAUGGACUCAGUUCUGUUGGUGUCAGAUAAGCUGAGUCUGUUCACGAGAGCUUCGGAUGGCCGUUUUAAUCAGGUUUCCACAAUCCGGCCUCGCGACCCGGCGCAGCUGAAAGAUGUUCAGCUAUCACCAGAUGGUCGCCAGUUGAUGGCAAUCAGUUCGAAUCCAGAUCACGGAAUUUGUUUCGCUUGUCUCACCAAAAUUCAAGACCGAUGGCUUUAUUAUGACUACUUCCCUUCUGAGUUCCGUGUGACCUGUGGAGUAUUUUCACCUACUCGAAAUCACAUAGUAUAUUUUGGUACAGCAACAGGAGGUAUUAUUGAAUUUGAUCUCAAGGUUAAAGGCUUCAACAUUCUUACCAAGGGCCGCAAUGAGGUCGGUCCUCCGGCAACUUCGAUUGACGUCAAUGCCAUGGGCAGUCACGUGGCGGUUGCAAUCGGAGGUUCCCUUCUUGUGCAUAGCAUAAGAAAUAAGGUCGACACAGUUAUCGAAUACGAUGCUUCAAAGAAUGCGCAAGUUCUUCUACGAUUUCAUCCGACACAGCAAUUUUGCCUUGGCAUUUUUUCAUCAGCCGAAGGCGCAGCUGUCCUUGAAUUCUCGACAGGCACCAUACAGCCGCCACCAUCUUCAGUCCGUUGGCGAGCGCCACCUGGCGAAGAGCACAUCUGUGAACCGUUAACAUUGCUUUGGGCCGGAACCUCAGGUCUAAUAACCGUUGCUGUAGAUCGAAGGGUUGUUCAGUAUUCAGCCAAAGGGUGUGGUCAACUCUACCGACAUGACAAACGCGUCACGAGUGCAGGAAUAUUACGCGAAGGUGCUGAGCUUCUACUAGGCUUAGCCGACGGACUUGCUUGUCUAGAUAUUCGCCGACGACAACUGUUAUGGACCAAAGAUACUAUAUUUUCGAGGCCGGUCGAAAUGAUAAGUCGAGCCAAACACCAUCUGCCGGUAUCUAGGGAAUCAUCAGGAGUUGAGUGCAUGUAUCCGCAAUUGGAACCCUAUAAUCUAGAAACACGAUCUAAAAGUGUGAGCGCGAGAACGGGACUUGCUCUCAAAGUCGAUGACGUUGCGCAAUGUGUUAUCUCACCAGUACGAGGGGACGAGGUUCGUAUCGGCCAGAUAAAACUAGAUGAUCAGAGGAAAAGCUCGUUAAGCACCCUAAUUUCUCCACCACGAGGCUAUACUGGGGGGUCGAGGAAACAGUUAGCCCGUGCAGUCGAGGGCGCAGUUGCCGAAGACGUGCUUAGAACGAACUCACUAAGUGCUUGGAUUUCUCCACCGCGGGACUGUGUAGAUCUGAAAAAGCUUUCAUCCCAAACUACGGAUUUCACCGAAUUUAGAGACAAGAUGCAGACUUCGGAGAACAAUCACGUCUUGCAGUCAACAAUCAUAAGCGAUUAUGACAGGUUUCACAAGGAUCUUAUCGACAUUGGAUUGGACAGUUCUUCGCCUACAAAAAGUGAACGUCCGCCAUUAUCACUUAAGCAAAUGAUGGGAUCGGGUGUACAGAGUAAGGCGCCAGUCAGUGUCUCCAGGGCGAAAAACAUCUUUUGUAACGUCGAUGCGUCACGUUCCUUAUCAAAGAACGACUCUGACGGUUCUUUGGCGGCCUCAAUUGUACAGCAGAACAAGCUUUUACAGCGUUUAGUCGAGAGCUCUGAAAGACUUGAGAAUACCAUGGAGAAGGUCCUCGAGGAGGUGCGGUAUCAAGGUUGUACAACACGAAACCUCGUCGAGCACAGCCUAAACCUUGACAAGGCUUACCAUCGAGAAACGACGGGAAUUCUCACUAUGAUGUAUGACGCUCAACAGGACCAGUGGCUGGACGUCGUAAACGAAGCGAAAGCCUACGUUGGCCAAAAGCCAGCUUACAUGUAAUAUACUUGAUCAGUAUAUAGUCGGCUCCGUUAUGCAUGAAGGCUUUGGCAGUGCAAACCGACAAUUUGUCUAUAUACAAUUUUUUUUUUGAUUUUUUAUUGCAGCAUCUGUUAGCACAAAUAAAAUCAAACAAACCA
Molecule: messenger RNA, 2528 nt
Organism: Varroa destructor (honeybee mite)
Lineage: Eukaryota; Metazoa; Arthropoda; Arachnida; Mesostigmata; Varroidae
Molecular function (GO): protein binding
Source: RefSeq, a predicted model, not a curated record